AAUAUUUAAUCCCGACCGCCAGGAUUGCGGCUGACUCAAAACAGUGCCUUCUCUGAGACAACAGGAAGGAGGGGGUACUGUAGAGUUCCACGCCCUAUAAAACACAAGCCAUACAGAUUUACAGCUAAAACAAACCCGUCUCCUGACGUUUGAAUCUGAAAGUUUGGCUUUGUUGUAAUUUCCCCGAGAAGAGAUGGAGCGCUGGAAAGGCAGAGUGGCGCUUGUGACCGGUGCUUCGGUGGGGAUUGGAGCGGCGAUCGCUAGAGCGCUUGUCCAGCACGGUAUGAAGGUAGUGGGCUGCGGUAGGAGUGUGGACAAAAUAGAGAAGCUGGCGGCGGAGUGCCAGAGUGCUGGCUAUACUGGGACCCUGAUUCCCUACAAGUGUGACCUGUCCAACGAGGAGGAGAUCCUGUCCAUGUUCUCAGCCAUCAAGACCCUGCACCAGGGGGUGGACGUGUGCAUCAACAACGCCGGCCUGGCUCGUGCAGAGCCCCUGCUGUCCGGCAAGACCGAGGGCUGGAGGAACAUGAUCGACGUGAAUGUCCUCGCCCUGUCUAUCUGCACCCGGGAGGCUUACCAAUCAAUGAAGGAGAGGAAUAUCGAUGACGGCCACAUCAUUAACAUUAAUAGCAUGAGCGGCCACAGGGUAGUCCCCCAAGCUGCUGUGCACUUCUACUCUGCCUCCAAGUUUGCUGUGACAGCGCUGACAGAGGGAAUCCGCCAGGAACUCAGAGAAGCCAAAACGCAUAUAAGAGCCACGUGUAUAUCCCCUGGACUGGUGGAAACAGAGUUUGCUUUUCGACUGCACAACAAUGACCCAGAGAAAGCUGCUGCUACAUACGAGAGCAUUAAGUGUUUAAAAGGAGAAGAUAUAGCCAGCGCCAUCACAUAUGUCCUUAGCGCACCGCCACAUGUGCAGAUUGGAGACGUUCAGUUGAGACCUACAGAACAGGUGUCCUAGCAACAGAGGAGGAAGCAGCUGCAACAGCAGGAAGAGCCAGCAGUUUAGGUUAUUCCCCAGCGACCUCUACUGGACAAAACCUACGAUCACGUUUGGGAGAUGCAAGCCCUUUCUCUGGGUGUCUUGUAAGGUGGCACACGGCCCCCCCUGAUUUUAAGAAAGGAAAGGACGUACCACUACAGUGUAAUUGUGAUAUGCUGCUGGAAUCGAACAUGUCAAAUUUAGUGUAUUGUCAGCCUUGUUUUCAUGUUUAAAUAAAUUGUUUCGCUGCUGCUCCUGAGCGAUACACGGUUGCUAUGACAGCGACGAUUGCAACCGUAAAGCACACGUGUGUGUGUGUGUGUGUGUGUUGUGUUUUUUUUUAGUUUAUAAAAUAAUACAUAUCUUAUAUGAAACUGAUUGUUCAUAAACCUUUGACAUAUAUUAGACCUUCUGUGUUGUUAGAUGUGGGUUAUUGCUUAAUGGUAUUGAUAAAAUCAAUGAAGGGGUUUAAUUAAUAUUCUUUUCCUUUUUGUUUGUGAUCAGCAUAGGUCCGCUGCAGUGUUUCUUUUUAAAACGUAACCCCAAUUAAACACUAAAGGCUUCAGAGCCACAUUAACCCUCUGAGGGCUGCUACUCAAACAUUACAUUUGUAUUGCCUUAUUGAAGGAGACAUGAACGAGAUGAAAGAUGAAGCUCAAUGUUUUUACAAAGACACACUGAAUAGAAAUGCUUGUAAAAUCUAAAAUGCUAAAUUUGCAGAUGUGUGCAGUAUGGGCUCUGCAGUGUGUCCUUUCAAAGAGUGAUACAGUGAGGCUAGUCAACGCCAAGAGAAAUUCCUCCCUAACUUUGGGAGUGCAAAGGCUAAUGCAGCAAAGAUUUGGCAUGACCCAGAAUUUGACCAGUGGGCACCCAAUCACUCCCUCUGCACUCCAAGCGGUACUGCCUUUACAAGUGGAGACACCCAAUAUAAUGCCAAUUUUAAGAGUCAGGGGCUUCAAAUAUAAUUUCGCUUACUUUUCUAUGCUGACGGCAAUCGUUCUGAGGGAUUUGGGGUCCUGUUACACCCAUAUUGUUAUUGUUAUUUUUCAAAAAUCUCCAGACAAGCUCUGUGCUGCUCAAACCCAGGUAUAGGCAGAUUUAGCAGAGAACAUGUCAACUCAGUGUUGGAGAAGCAGAACCUAGGUCCUCCAGAAUGAUCGCAGACAACAUGCAAUAUUAAAUGAAAAGAAGUUAGAAAUUCGAUUCUGCAGCUGUGGUUGAUACUCCUGUAAGAAAUCGGUGUGAAAGUGUAAAGCAUGCCCCAUAGUCUAAAAAGCUCAUGCAGCUCAUUAACUUGAAUACUAAAGGAAGAGCCAUUUAUUAAACCCCUGUCUUUUCUCUGUAGUAAAUCAUCCAUUCAAAAAAUAUUAAUAGUGGACAGUUAUUAUUCAGUUUGGACAGUUAGCACAACACUAACAUCUCCUUUAGUCACUGUUUCUAACCCACAUAUGGGCAACUGUAUGAUUAAACGUACUACUCCUUGUUUAAUUGUGGAUUGUAAUGAUGAUAAUUAUCAAUACAUUUUUUUAUUGCUGCUUUG
Polyodon spathula (Mississippi paddlefish) is the source of this 2522-nucleotide messenger RNA. It is a transcript of the gene dhrs11a, whose product is annotated as dehydrogenase/reductase 11a. Bases 194 to 961 code for a protein of 255 amino acids. NCBI's taxonomy places the organism in Eukaryota, Metazoa, Chordata, Actinopteri, Acipenseriformes, Polyodontidae. The record is from RefSeq and is a predicted model, not a curated record. Gene Ontology annotation, molecular function: oxidoreductase activity. The transcript has 7 exons.